UAAAGCCUCUCUUUUCUCCAUCGUCUUCCUCAACUGAGCAGCUGCUGUCUGGUUUCUAAGGUCGUUUUGAAAGAAAAGAACAUUCCUAGAAAUGGCAGUUGCAUUCCAUGACGUCAACUCGGCUGCUGGCCUCAAGAAAUUGGACCAGUACUUGCUCACCCGUAGUUACAUCACUGGGUAUCAGGCUUCCAAGGAUGAUAUCACUGUCCAUGCUGCUCUGUCCCAGCCCCCAUCAUCUGAAUUCGUGAAUGCGUCUCGGUGGUACAAUCACGUUGCUGCACUUCUUCGGAUUUCGGGUGUGUCUGGAGAAGGUUGUGGUGUCACAAUUGAGGGCUGUGCUCCCAUCGCAGGGGAAGCUGUUGCCACUCCUCCCGCUGGUGAUUCCAAGACUCAGGCCUCUGCUGCUGAUGAAGAUGAUGAUAGUGAUGUGGAUCUUUUUGGUGAAGAGACCGAAGAGGAGAAGAAGGCUGCUGAAGAACGUGCAGCUGCUGUCAAGGCGUCUGCCAAAAAGAAAGAGUCUGGCAAAUCAUCAGUUCUGUUGGAUGUUAAGCCAUGGGAUGACGAGACUGAUAUGAAAGAGCUCGAGGCAGCAGUAAGGAGUGUUGAGGUUGAGGGCUUACAUUGGGGAGCAUCUAAACUUGUACCUGUUGGAUAUGGCAUUAAGAAGAUGACAAUAAUGCUUACAAUUGUUGACGACCUUGUUUCGGUGGACUCUCUGAUUGAGGAACGUCUUACCGUGGAACCUAUCAAUGAAUAUGUGCAAAGUUGCGACAUAGUUGCUUUCAAUAAAAUAUGAUUGAUGCACUGCAGAGCAGGAGUGGUUUAAAGAUCUUUCUUCUAUGAUAAUGUGUACUCAUAUUUUGUUUCUUGGGUUAUUAUUCCAGACUUAUUGUACUUGAGCUAUAUGAUCUCAGUUUUAAAUGAACAAUCUGGUAGACCUUGGUUUU
Molecule: messenger RNA, 947 nt
Organism: Argentina anserina (silverweed cinquefoil)
Lineage: Eukaryota; Viridiplantae; Streptophyta; Magnoliopsida; Rosales; Rosaceae
Product: elongation factor 1-delta 1-like
Exons: 7
Coding region: 92-796 (234 amino acids)
Biological process (GO): translational elongation
Cellular component (GO): cytosol; eukaryotic translation elongation factor 1 complex
Molecular function (GO): guanyl-nucleotide exchange factor activity; translation elongation factor activity
Source: RefSeq, a predicted model, not a curated record